AUGGCGCAGAGUGCUGCCUCCACCGAGACCGACACCUCGUUCACUGCCGCUCUAACGACCACCAUCACCGCCACCACCGCCUCCCCAGCCCCAGCUUUAAGUGCAGAAGGACAAGGACGAACCGACUUUCUUCCCCUCUUUGCCACUUCCUACGACACCGAAGCGGGCCCUCCGACCUCGCUGCCCCUGACUGCCCCCUCGCACGCUUCUCUUCUCGACUUUGGCACCGCCUCGACCACCGACUCAGACCUCACUGACCAGACUUCUGACCUCGGCUUGUCCGACGCAGGGUCGAGUCUCUCCUGCUCCAUCGCCAAAGAGGCCGUUGACGACGAAGCGGCCUCCCUCCUUUCCUCGGCUGACUCCGUCGCCGCAACUGCUGCCGCUACCGAGAAUCCCCACACUGCCCCAGAGCCGUCAGACUCGCUCGACGAGGCAGCCUCACAGGACCACUCCGAUACCGACUCGGCCUUCGACGACGGCGAAGAGACUGUCACCAUGAACAAGGGCGACGAGGUCGACGCCGCGUCCACCGUGGCCGGCCCAACCGAAGACGGCAACAUGUCGAUGCACAGCGCCAAUGAGGACGCCAAGUCGGCCAGCGCCGUCUCGAUGAGCCCCGGCGCCGACGCCGAUGACGACGAUGACGAUGACGACGACGAGGAGUCGGCGGCCGACUUCACCGAGUUCUUUGUCGGCAACUCUUCAAUCGCCGACCCGCUCAAGUACAUUGCCAUGUCGUUUGAGGACAAGUGCCGCGAGCUCAAGACCAUCACCAAGAGCCACGACAAGCACGUCGGGCUGGUCGCCUCGUUGACCGAGGAAAAGGAGCAGCUACAAGAGGCCCUGUCCGAGAGCCUCUCGACGCGAGCCAACCUCGAGGAGCAGGUGCAGCAGCUCACGUCGGAGCUGGCGGCGCUGCGCGAGGAGCUGGGCCACAAGGACCAGCUGCUGGCCACAUCGGACAAGAUCAGCACCAGCCUGUUUGGCGUCCUCAUGGCCGCCAAGUCGACGCUCGACUCGGCAGGCAGCCUGGCGCCGGCGAUGCGCUCCAUGUCGUCCGCCUACGCGCCCUCUGCGGCGGCCACCGACGACGACGACGACGACGACAGCGACGUCGACGACGAAGGAGCCUCGGACGAAGACGACGACGACGACGAUGCCCAGACCGCCGACACGGACCACGAGGGCGCAGACGGCGUCGCCAAGAGCGAUUCCGGCAAGGCCGCAGGCGCCGUUGACGACGCAAAGAGGGCUGCGGCGGCCGGACCCGGGAGUCCUCGCCACGCCGUCGUCUGA
Messenger RNA from Pseudozyma flocculosa PF-1, 1299 nucleotides. RefSeq lists its product as uncharacterized. The record is from RefSeq and is a predicted model, not a curated record. The transcript has a single exon. The coding region runs from base 1 to 1299 and encodes 432 amino acids. Lineage: Eukaryota; Fungi; Basidiomycota; Ustilaginomycetes; Ustilaginales; Ustilaginaceae.